CUUUUCCCUUCUCUCUUCAGGAAAGGAACCCAAACUCCCUCCAUCUGAGUUCAUCCCAUUCCUUCCCUCCAUUCUCAACUAAUAUAUACAACCAAUAAAACCUCACAUUUCCUUUCAACAUGGACAUGAUCAGUCAAAAUGCUCAACAAAGCAGCUCUUUGGAGAGUUUUUGCACGACUACUACUGCUGCUAAGGGUGGUGUCGUCGACCCUUUGAACUGGGGUGUCGCAGCUGAGUCUCUCCAGGGAAGCCAUUUGGAUGAAGUGAAACGUAUGGUAGCCGAGUACAGGAGGCCAUUGGUGAAGCUUGGCGGUGAGACCUUGACCAUUUCUCAAGUUGCAGCUAUUGCUACACGUGACUUGGGUGUCAAGGUUGAGCUUUCAGAGGAUGCAAGGGCUGGCGUUAAGGCUAGUGCUGAUUGGGUUCUUGAUGGCAUGAACAAAGGCACUGACAGCUAUGGUGUAACUACUGGUUUUGGUGCUACUUCUCAUCGAAGAACCAAGCAAGGAGCUGCCCUUCAAAAAGAGCUAAUUAGGUUCUUGAAUGCUGGGAUCUUUGGUAAUGGAAUUGAGUCAUGCCACACACUUCCUCACUCAGCAACUCGAGCAGCCAUGCUUGUUAGGAUCAACACCCUGCUCCAGGGAUACUCUGGGAUCAGGUUUGAAAUUUUGGAGGCAAUCACCAAGCUUCUCAACCACAACGUCACCCCUUGUUUGCCACUUCGUGGCACAAUUACUGCUUCUGGUGAUCUUGUUCCUCUUUCCUACAUUGCUGGAUUGCUCACUGGCAGGCCUAAUUCCAAAGCCGUCGGACCCAACGAGGAACCUCUUGAUGCCCAGGAAGCCUUUCAUGUUGCGGGUAUCAAUUCCGGGUUCUUUGUGUUGCAGCCUAAAGAAGGCCUUGCAUUAGUCAAUGGUACUGCAGUUGGUUCGGGCUUGGCUUCCAUGGUUCUCUUUGAAGCAAACAUUUUGGCUGUUCUAUCAGAAAUAUUAUCUGCAAUUUUCGCUGAAGUUAUGAAUGGUAAGCCUGAGUUUACUGACCAUUUGACACAUAAACUGAAGCAUCAUCCAGGACAAAUUGAGGCCGCUGCUAUAAUGGAGCAUAUACUUGAGGGGAGCUCUUAUGUUAAAGCGGCUAAGAAGUUGCAUGAAAUGGACCCUCUGCAGAAACCAAAACAAGAUCGCUAUGCUCUGAGGACAUCUCCACAGUGGCUUGGUCCACAGAUCGAAGUGAUCAGGUUCGCAACCAAAUCAAUCGAAAGAGAGAUUAACUCUGUCAAUGACAACCCUUUGAUCGAUGUUUCAAGGAACAAGGCAUUACAUGGUGGCAACUUCCAGGGUACCCCAAUUGGUGUCUCAAUGGACAAUGCUCGUUUGGCUAUUGCAGCCAUCGGAAAACUGAUGUUCGCUCAAUUCUCUGAACUUGUUAAUGAUUUCUACAACAAUGGUCUCCCAUCAAACCUCUCUGGUGGUAGAAAUCCAAGUUUGGAUUACGGUUUCAAGGGUGCUGAAAUUGCAAUGGCUUCCUAUUGUUCUGAGCUCCAGUACUUGGCUAAUCCAGUCACCAACCAUGUUCAAAGUGCUGAGCAACACAACCAAGAUGUGAAUUCUUUGGGACUUAUCUCUUCCAGAAAAACUGCAGAAGCUGUUGAUAUCUUGAAGCUGAUGUCCUCUACAUUCUUGGUGGCUCUUUGUCAAGCUAUUGAUUUGAGGCAUGUAGAAGGGAAUUUGAGGAACACGGUGAAGAACACCGUGAGCCAGAUAGCUAAGAAGACGCUCACUACAGGUGCCAAUGGUGAACUUCACCCUUCAAGAUUCUGCGAAAAGGAUUUACUCAAAGCCGUGGAUCGCGAAUACGUUUUUGUCUAUAUAGAUGACCCUUGCAGUGCUACCUAUCCAUUAAUGCAAAAGCUGAGGCAAGUUCUGGUUGAACAUGCAUUGACAAACGGGGAGAGUGAGAAGAAUACAAGCACAUCAAUCUUCCAAAAGAUUGCAGAUUUUGAAGAAGAAUUACACGCUGUUUUGCCAAAGGAGGUUGAGAGUGCAAGAGUGACACUUGAGAAUGGAAAUGCAGCAAUUCCUAACAUGAUCAAGGAUUGCAGGUCGUAUCCAUUGUACAAGUUCGUAAGGGAGGAGCUUGGAACUGGACUGCUAACUGGAGAAAAAGUUAAGUCACCUGGUGAGGAGUUUGACAAGGUGUUUACAGCUAUGUGCCAAGGGAAGAUCAUUGAUCCAAUGCUAGAAUGUCUUAAGGAAUGGAACGGUGCCCCUCUUCCAAUCUGCUAGUUUUGCUUUCCUUUCAAUCUUUGGAAUUUUGCUAUCCUCUUUUUCUCUGUUUUCCACCGUCCGUUGCUUAUAUUUCCUUGCAAAACAAGGAAAUCAUAUGAAUGUGUAUGAAAUAUAUGUUUUUUUCUCAUUUAUUUGUAAUACAAGUGUGUACAAAAUAUAUCGUUGUUACUAUCUAA
Molecule: messenger RNA, 2464 nt
Organism: Gossypium arboreum
Lineage: Eukaryota; Viridiplantae; Streptophyta; Magnoliopsida; Malvales; Malvaceae
Product: phenylalanine ammonia-lyase
Exons: 2
Coding region: 120-2285 (721 amino acids)
Biological process (GO): L-phenylalanine catabolic process
Cellular component (GO): cytoplasm
Molecular function (GO): phenylalanine ammonia-lyase activity
Source: RefSeq, a predicted model, not a curated record